CUCUUACUCUCUCCAGUCCACAGAGACCACGAGCAGAUGCAGGGGACCCAGGGGAAAGAUGUCCCCUCUCUGCCCCUAGACUGUCUGGACAACAUCAGCAGCAAUGAUCUGAAGCGGUUCCAGUCCCACCUGCGUCAAGGUGUGCCGGGAUAUAAGCCCAUUCUAUGGAAACACCUGGAAAGAGCAGACAGGACUGACACUGUGAACACCAUGUUGGAGCACUAUCCUGCCGACAGUGCUCUGACGGUCACACUGCACAUCCUGAGGGAGAUGAACCUGAACAAUGAGGCUCUGACACUGGCCAGGAAAAUGGGGAGAGAACUGUCCAUGGGGGGUCCAAGGCCCAGAGUGACCCCCCCACCUCCUGCAGGACCAAUCCAAGGGGGCACCACUGAUAGGGAACCACACCGUGCUGGACCAUCUGGAGGGGACACCACUGACAGUGAACUACGCCGUGCUGGACCAUCUGGAGGGGACACCACUGACAGGGAGGGCAGUGUGGCUGAUGAACUCCUCCAGAUAACUAAAAAGGACCUUCAAACAAAGUUCAAGAAUAAAUAUGAAGGCAUAUCUGAGGGCAUUGCCAGGUGGGGGAACCGAAUUCAGCUAACACACAUCUUUACAGACAUCUACAUCACAGAGGGAGAGAGUGAGGAGGUCAACACUGAACACGAGGUGAGACAGAUUGAGGCCUUAUCAAAGACAUCAGCCACGCAGGAGACUGAGAUUGGAUACAAUGACAUUUUCAAUGCCCUGCCAGGCCAGGAGCUGAGAGUCAGAGCAGUGCUGAUGAAGGGAUUUGCUGGCAUUGGCAAAACGGUCUCUGUGCAGAAGUUCAUUCUUGAUUGGGCUGAAGGUAAAGCGAACGAGGACAUUAGCCUGAUAUUUCCUCUCCCGUUCCGAGAGCUCAAUCUGAUGAAGGAGAGGUUCAGCCUGCUGGGGCUCAUUCAGCACUACCACCCAGAGAUGAAGGGCCGCGAGAGCAUCGACUUGAACAACAGGACGGUUCUGUUCAUCUUUGAUGGUCUGGACGAGUGUCGACUCCCCUUAGACUUCCAAAGCAAUGGGAGCUGCUAUGAUGUAACGGAGUCAACAUCGGUGGACGUGUUGCUGACAAACCUCAUCAAGGGGAAUCUGCUUCCCUCUGCCCUCCUCUGGAUCACCACCCGACCAGCAGCAGCCAAUCAGAUCCCCCCUGAGUGCAUCCACAGGAUGACAGAGGUGCGGGGUUUUAAAGACCAACAGAAGGAGGAGUACUUCCUGAAGAGAUUCAGUGAUGAGAAACUGGCCAACAGAAUUAUCUCACACGUGAAGUCAUCCAGGAGUCUCUACAUCAUGUGUCACAUACCAGUCUUCUGCUGGAUUUCAGCCACUGUUCUUGAGAGAAUGUUGGGCAAACCAGAGCAGAAAGAAAUCCCUAAGACUCUCACCGAAAUGUACACCCACUUUCUGUUGACUCAAACACAUAUAAGGGACCAGAAGUUUCAGAAGAAUUCAAAAGAAAUCUCUGACUUGGAUAUGAAAAUCAUUCAUAAAUUAGGGAAGCUGGCUUUUCAAAACCUGGAAAAGAACAAUCUGAUAUUUGACUGGGAUGACCUGAGGAAAUGUGAUAUUAAUGAUGCUGACAUACAUGAAGCUCUGGUGUGUUUUGGAGUGUGCACAGAAAUCCCCAAAGAGCACUCUGGGUUGUGUCAGAAGAGGAUGUACUGCUUCGUGCACCUGAGCGUUCAGGAAUAUUUUGCCGCUUUGUACGCAUUUCAGCUCUGUGCAGCACAGAAUGUAAACCCACUGCACCAGGAGGAGGACCAGGCUGAACACGAGCCUUCAUCAGAGGAAGAAGAGGACUUCUCUCAAAGUUACGAGCAGGUGGAGGAAACGGAAGAGUGGACGGGUGAGGUGGCCAGCGCCCCCUUAGCUGAGCUGCACAGGAGUGCAGUGGACCAGGCCUUGCAGAGUCACACUGGGCACCUGGACCUUUUUCUCCGUUUCCUCCUCGGCAUCUCUCUGGACUCCAAUCAAGAUCUUCUGAAGGGGCUACUGACACAGACAGGAAGCAGCUCACAGAGCAUCAAGGAAACGGUCAGAUACAUCAAGGAUAAGAUCAGGAAGAACCCCUCACCAGAGAGGACUAUCAAUCUAUUCCACUGCCUUAGCGAGCUGCAAGACCGUUCUUUGGUGGAGGAUAUCCAAAGAUACCUGGAAUCAAACAGUCUCUCUGAGCAAAAGCUGACCCCAGAUCAGUGCUCAGCGCUGGCCUAUGUGCUGCUUAUGUCAGAGGAGAAGCUGGAGCUUUUGGAUUUGAAGAUGUAUAACACCACCCCAGCUGGUCGCCACAGGCUGCUGCCAGUGGUUAAAUACUGCGAGAAAGCGCAUCUGUACCGCUGUAAUCUCACUGCAGAGUCCUGCGGGCCUGUUCUCUCGGCUCUCCAUUCUCCAAACUCUCACCUGCGAGAUCUGGACCUCAGCUUCAAUGACCUGGAGGAUUCUGGAGUGAAGCUGUUCUGCAUGGAGCUGCAGAAGCCACAGCACAAACUGCGCUCCCUGAGACUGGUUUGCUGUAAGCUGACAGGGCUGACCUGUGACCUGCUGGCCUCUGCUCUGCAGUCUGCCGAUGCUCGGCUGAAAGAGCUGGAUCUCAGCUGCAACAGCCUGGGAGAUGCAGGAGUGAAACAGCUCUGUGCCGGAGCCCUGAAUCAGCUUUCUGAGCUGGAGACGCUGGGGCUGAGGGAGUGUGACCUGACAGAGGGCUGCUGUGCUGACCUGGCCUCAGUCCUGCGUUCACCCAGCUCUGACCUGAGGGAGCUGGAGCUGAGGGACAACGAUCUGCAGGACUGCGGAGUGAGAGCGCUCUCUGCUGGACUGGAGGACCCGCGCUGUAAACUGCAGAGGCUGGGGCUGUCAGGCUGCCGAGUCACAGAGGAGGGCUGUGCUUCUCUGGCUGCAGCUCUGCGCUUGAACCCCUUUCACCUGAGGGAGCUGGAUCUGAGCUACAAUCACCCAGGGGACUCAGGAGAGAGAGCGCUCUCUGCUGGACUGGAGGGCCGCAGCUUUAAACUGCAGGUGGAGAACUGUGGAGAGGACAGGAACAGACCAGGCCUGUGGAAAUAUGCCUGUCACCUCACCCUCGACCCAAACACAGCCGCCAGGGAGCUGCGCCUGCUGGAGGGGGACAGGAAGGUGACACGAUCGAAACAGGAGCAGCCAUACCCCGAUCACCCGGAGCGAUUCGAUUGGCCGCAGGUGCUGUGCAGGGAGGGCCUGUCGGGGGGACGCUCCUACUGGGAGGUGGAGUGGAGCGGGACGGAGGUCCAGGUGGGCGUGGCUUAUAGGGAGAUCAGCAGGAAGGGGCAGGGGGAGGAGUGCGUCCUGGGAUGGAACGGCGCCUCCUGGAGUCUGAGUAUUGGUGAGAAGUGCUCGGCCUGGCACAGCAACAUCAGGACUGUCAUUCGGCCUCCCGCACGCAGGAUCCGCAGAGUGGGGGUGUACCUGGACCGGCCAGCCGGCGCCCUGUCCUUCUACAGCGUGUCCUCCGGUACCGCCACCCUCCUGCACACCUUCCACGCUGCGUUCACCGGGCCUCUCCACCCCGGGGUCUGGGUGCAGGAGUCCAGCGGCUCCGUGACGCUUUGCAGCAUGGGAUAAGCCCUCUGCGUCUUUUAGGAAAAAGACUUUUCACACCAAAC
Megalops cyprinoides (Indo-Pacific tarpon) is the source of this 3683-nucleotide messenger RNA. Its product is annotated as NACHT, LRR and PYD domains-containing protein 3-like. The record is from RefSeq and is a predicted model, not a curated record. NCBI's taxonomy places the organism in Eukaryota, Metazoa, Chordata, Actinopteri, Elopiformes, Megalopidae. The coding region runs from base 37 to 3642 and encodes 1201 amino acids. Gene Ontology annotation, molecular function: protein binding. The transcript has 10 exons.